Messenger RNA from Rotaria sp. Silwood1, 321 nucleotides. The record is from the annotation of a GenBank genome assembly. Lineage: Eukaryota; Metazoa; Rotifera; Eurotatoria; Philodinida; Philodinidae.
AUGAAAUGGGAUAAAGGUGCAAAACAAGGAACUGUUGUCGCUGGCGGUCAAGGCGACGGAAAUGCUCUGACACAAUUGUCGUAUCCUGAAGGACUGUUCGUCGAUACGUUGGGUACUCUCUAUGUGACAGAGUUAGGAAAUCAUCGAGUAACGCGUUGGCCUAAAGGAGCGAAAGAGGGUACUGUCACUUUGGGUGGAAACGGUCCAGGACAAGAUGCAAAUCAGUUAAAUUGGCCGAGAGGUUUAUCCUUCGAUCGAAAUGGCAAUCUCUAUGUCGUCGAUAGCAACAAUCACCGAGUACAACGAUUUUCUCGGGAAUAG